AUUUUCCACUCGCGAUGGUAUCGCUCCGGCCCCCCCGAACCGGAGGAGACAAAGUUCACGGAGAGGAGCUUAUAAGGAGGACCCGUUUUUGGGGGAGACGCUCACGUCCCAGUCUCGACACCAGAGGACAAAGAGGGACUUUUUCUUUGGCUUUUUUGUUUGAAUUGAAUCCAAAUAGCGAAUUUGUGAAUCCCACAGCGGCGGCAGCAGAAUGGCCCAGAAGGAGAAGCUCCAGUGCCUGAAGGACUUCCACAAGGACACGCUGAAGCCGUCUCCCGGCAAGAGUCCCGGCACCCGUCCCGAAGACGAGGCCGAGGGCAAACACCCGCAGCGAGAGAAGUGGGCCAGCAAGCUGGACUUUGUUCUGUCGGUGGCCGGAGGAUUUGUGGGUUUAGGGAACGUCUGGCGCUUCCCGUACCUCUGCUACAAGAACGGCGGAGGUGCUUUCCUCAUCCCCUACUUCAUCUUCCUGUUCGGCGGAGGCCUCCCGGUCUUCUUCCUGGAGGUGGCGCUGGGCCAGUUCACCUCCGAGGGUGGCAUCACCUGCUGGGGCAAGCUGUGCCCCAUCUUCACAGGAAUCGGCUACGCCUCCAUCGUCAUCGUGUCCCUGCUGAACAUCUACUACAUUGUCAUCCUGGCCUGGGGGCUCUACUACCUUUUCCAGUGUUUCCAGCCCGAGCUGCCGUGGGCCAAGUGCAACCAGCCCUGGAACACGGAUCGCUGCAUCGAGGACACCUACCGCAAGAACAAAAGCCUCUGGCUGCCUUCCAACUUCUCCAACUUCACCUCCCCUGUCACAGAGUUCUGGGAACGCAAAGUGUUGGGCAUCAGCAGUGGCAUUGAGGACAUGGGCCCCAUCAAGUGGGACCUGGCUCUGUGUCUCCUGCUGGUCUGGGUCAUCUGCUUCUUCUGCAUCUGGAAGGGCGUCAAGUCCACCGGGAAGGUGGUCUACAUCACGGCCACGUUCCCGUUCGUCAUGCUCAUCGUCCUGUUGAUUCGCGGCGUCACCUUGCCCGGUGCCACCGAGGGCAUCAGGUUCUACCUGUACCCCGACCUCGCCCGCCUCAAGGACCCAGAGGUGUGGAUCGACGCCGGCACCCAAAUCUUCUUCUCCUACGCCAUCUGUUUGGGCGCCAUGACGUCCCUGGGCAGUUACAACAAGUACAAAUACAACUGCUACAGGGACUGUUUGCUGCUGGGAGCCCUCAACAGUGGUACCAGUUUUGUGUCUGGCUUCGCAAUCUUUUCCGUCCUGGGCUUUAUGGCACAAGAGCAAGGGGUGGACAUUGCAGAUGUGGCCGAAUCAGGUCCCGGCUUGGCCUUCAUCGCCUACCCCAAAGCCGUAACCAUGAUGCCUUUCCCCACACUCUGGGCCAUCCUCUUCUUCAUCAUGCUCCUGCUGCUUGGCCUCGACAGUCAGUUUGUGGAGGUGGAAGGGCAGAUCACAUCACUGGUGGAUCUGUAUCCGUCCUUCCUACGGAAGGGUUACCGCAGAGAGGUCUUCAUCGCUAUCAUAUGCUGCAUCAGCUACCUGCUGGGACUCACCAUGGUUACCAAGGGUGGCAUGUAUGUGUUCCAGCUGUUUGACUACUAUGCAGCGAGCGGUGUGUGCCUUCUGUGGGUGGCAUUCUUUGAAUGUGUAGCUGUUGCCUGGGUUUACGGUGUCGAUAACUUCUACGAUGCUGUGGAGGACAUGAUCGGCUACAGACCGAACCCUUGGAUGAAGUGGAGCUGGUCUGUCAUCACUCCCUGCUUGUGCGUGAGCUGCUUUAUUUUCUCUCUGGUCAAAUACAAGCCGCUGACGUACAACAAAGUGUACGAGUAUCCCGACUGGGCCGUCGGAGUGGGCUGGACUUUGGCCUUGACGUCCAUGAUCUGCAUCCCCAUGGUGGUGGUCAUCAAGAUCAUUCGCUCCGACGGGCCGCUCAUUGAGAGGAUCAAGGCGGUGGCCGCCCCGGUUCGCGGCGGCGCCAGUUCCCGCCCGGCGGACCACCGCGGCCCCAGGGACCCGGCCUACCCCGUGGACCCCAACGGGAACAAGGGACUGCUGAUGAAGGGUCCCAGCCACACCAUCGUAGAAACCAUGAUGUAAAAAAAAAAAAAAAAAAGAUAGCGGGGUGGAAAGCUCUCCAUGAGAUCGCGCCCCUCUCCCGCCAGCCUCCCCGAUGCUUCCCCUCAAGCUAACGCUAACUAGCCGCCUUCUGUUUCGCCGUCUGUCCGUCCGUCCGUCCGUCUGUCCGUUUCACUCUCUGGUGGAAUGAGAAAAAAAAAGGGUUUAUGGAAGAAGAAAAAAAAAAAAAAAGUAGUCUCAAAUCUUUUCGGAAUACUUUACGAAGGAAGUUUCUUUUUCUUCUUCUGGACAAGAAGGUGACCAUGGAGUCCUGGAAUUAAAAGGUCAAAGUUGGACUGAAUCCCAAAAAGAAAAGCCAAUUACGGCAGGAAUGUUUACGGCACGCUAAGUGUUUGAAGUCCCAGCCCCUCGCCCGGUGCUCCCGAGCCCCCCAACUACAAUCAUCCAAAACCAAAGUCCGAUUUUGUGCACUUCUGAGCACCGUUGCCGAGAACCGGAACAAACCGCAAACCACCAGACAAAAUUUGGCGGAAAAUGUCUCCGGGACCCGAUCCCUAAAACGAACACAGCGUUUUGGUUAAAAGCGGGAAUUUUCCGACCAAUUCCGACAGUACAACUGAUGGUUUGACCGACUCCUCGCGGGGAAUUUGGACAAAUCGGAAUCAGGGGCGACUUGACACGUGUGCUGCGAUUGAUGCGUGAAAAUGUCUCAAGAACUCUUGUCAUACCCAAAAUGGAAAAUCAGUCAAAUUAUUAUGAAAUAGUUAUUUAUUUAUUAUACAGCUCAUUCUUGCACCGACUCCUCCCCGGGAAUUCAACCAAACGGGACCAAAUUGGAAUCCGGGAUACUCGACCCACAGGCCGUACGUAAUUAGUUGCGAAUAACGUUAGCGCGCGCCGCAGGAUGCGGGCGCCGCCUUUGAUGAAUGGCCAAGGCUUUGGAUAGAAGUGGCAAUUAUUUUUGGCAAUCUGACAAUUAAACCGAUUCUGCUGGGAAAUUCAGACAAAUUGGAAUCAAGGCUAUUUGACACAUGGGCUCCGAUUCAUUGUAAAGAAAUGUUGCCCACACCGCUGGCCUUUGCUGAUUUGCCACGGCUUAAGUUAGAAGUGGCAAUUAUUUUGGCCGAUUCCAAAAAUCGUACUGAAACCGAUUCCUCGCGGGAAAAUGAGCCAAAUCGGAAACAGGGAUAUUUGACACAUCAGCAAACUGCACUUGAAUUUAUCUUUUUUUUUUUUUUUUUAUAAAUCCUUCCAAAGAUAUUAUUGUGGACCAAAAUUUGGGACAUUUCAAUGUAUUGAUGAUGUCAUCGAAACAAUUUGAAGGUUUCCAGUCAGGGUGGGCAGAAGUGUCAUUAAUUGGCUCGUGGCGUAUUCAAUAAUAAAACGAAACAAGUAUCAUAGCAACAAACGUUUGGACAACCGUGGUGUAUCAAACCAAAUCUGUUUUCGCUGCACUUGGCAACCUUUUUUUUCCUUUUUUUCUUUUUAUAUGUGACAAAUCAAAGCUGUGAAAAGCCCCCCCCCCCCCCCAAAAAAAAAAACAAAACAAAAAAAAAAAAAACUAUUUAUGCGAAAAAUGCGCUGAAUGUGUACUUAUGACAACUCCAAACCAGGAUUCUGGUUGUGAAACGCACCUUAAACGCAUGACAUGACGAAGCCCGAGAGGACUGGACCACUUGAACCCUUUAAACGUUUGUGGUGUCUUUGCCGUUGUGUUCCGCGCCCGCUGAUGCGUCUCGUUAUCUAAGCUCGAUAUCUCGCUGUUCUAGACCCGCUCCGGCCUCUGUUGGUUUUUCCCGCGCCGAGAAACUUUCAUUCGUAUUCUGAUCAUUCUAAUUAUAAUUAGUCCCUCCUCUGUCUAUGUACUCUUAGGUCUGUCGUGUUCUCGUAUUUGCUGUGGAUGAGUAGUUUCACAUAGACGAACGACCCCGCUGCUAUACAAAGGGCGAGGACAAAAGUAUUGGGACGCUGUCGCGAGGCGGACUUUACACUGGGCGCAAGCGUGUGAGUCACCGGGCUGUUUCCAUGGCAACUUGCAUCACCCGCCGCGGAAAGAACAGCGAAGAGCAAACGUAAUACUGGAAAAAUAUGGGCAUGUUGACAUAAGGUUAGGGAUGAAAGUGUGGUAACUUGGACAAAAGUCAUCGGUUGAGAAGAUAACAAAAAUAUGGGAUAUUUGGACAAAAGUAUUGGGACAGAAAAGGGGGAAUGUGGGACUUUGAACAAAUGUCUUGGGACAAAACCAUGAAGAAAAUGUGGGAAUCUUGACCAUAUACUGGGACACAAAGGUGGAAAAUUGGGGAAUUUGGACAAAAGUACAGGGACAAAAAGUGAGGAAAUUGUGGGAAUUUGGACACAAGUAUCAGUACAAGCAAAAAAGUAGUAAAACGUUUUUGUUUUUUUUUACACUUUUCAUAUGAAGGCAUCAUAAUUAUGGAACCUAGUUGAAUUCCCAUUCUUAUUUCAUUGAAUUUCUGCUCUGUAUUUCCUGUCCGUGCAGUAUUAACCACAGCACCAUCUGCUGGAUGUGGUGGGGCACCGCCCGACUUGCCCCAAAUGUAAAACCCCCUCGAGGCAUCGCAAUACUUUUGUCCACAAAGUCGCCAUUUUUUUUUUUUUUUUUUUUUUUUACCGCACCAUCUUGAAAAUUAUCCAUCCCAUCCUUCGCACGCACACAUGCUAGCGUCACGCUAACAUCAUGCCUAACAUUAACAAACAACAUAUCAAUCUUGAAAAAUUCUGAAUUUCCUUCAACAGAAAUUGAGCUCGUCACUAUGAAAUAAAAUAAAUGCAUAAAUAUAUUAAUAAUAAAGUAUUAACUUUUUUCCUUAAAUAAAUGAUUCAUAUUUUUCCUUAAAUAAAUAGUUCAUAUCAACGUUUUUCCAUCUAAUGGGUCACAUCGUGAACAUGUUCUCCCCAACAGCCCAUCACAUUUUCUCUCCUCCAAAAAAUGAUUCACAUUUAUUUUUCCCCAAAUAAAUAGUUCAUAUCAGUGUUUUCACCUCAAACAAAUUAGUCAUAACGUUUUCCGCAGAUUAAUAGCUCAUAUCAUUUUCUCCCUAAAUAAAUAGCUCAUUCUGUUUUUCCCCUCAAAUAAAGUUGAUUUAGCAUAGUCCUCGCAAAUAAAUAGAACACGUCAUUAUUUUUCUUAAAUAAAAAGUUGUCAUGUUUGCUCCUCGAAUAAUCCUUUUUCACUUCCAAUCGUUUUUUCCUCAAAUAAGUACUACAUAUCAAGAAUUCUUUUUCUUGAAUUGUGAUCGUAAAAAAUGAGUCCAUCGUGAACUUUUCUCUUCAGAUAAAUAGUUCAUAUUUUUGUGCCUCAAAUAAAUAGUUCAUACUUUUCUUCUCAAAUGAAUUAUGUUUCGCCUACUUUCCACAAAUGCUUUUUUCCUUCAAAUGCUUCAUAUCACAUGAAACUUUUUCAUCAAAUAAAUAGCGCAUGUUAUUGCUUUCCUCCCCAGAGAUACAGCAGCUGAUGUCAUUUAGUCUUUAUCCUCAAACGAAAAGUUCCAAUCUUAUUUUUUCCUCGAAUAAAGGGUUCAUUUUAUGACGCGAUUUUCCUCAAACAAACACGUGGCAUCCGUCACGGGCGUUUGCUUUAUUCCGUUGCCUCUUUAUAAAAAGUGCUGAAAAUGUCACAUUCCCGCCAUUUAGGCAAAUCUAAAUCGCUAGCGUCGCUAACAACCAAACGUCAAAGCUAGAAAUGAUAUUCGCACAUUUUGGUGCCGACAUCUUUACCAAUUGCUCUUUUUGUUCCUCGUUUGUUUGUUUUUUUGAUGUUCCGACACCCGGCCACUCAAUCGCGUGCAAUAACUACCGCAGUUUUCCAAAGUGUUUCGAUAAAAGUGUUUUGACGAGCUGCAGUAUUCCCGCCGUUUGGAUUGACUCAGUGCUGCCGCCUAGCAGGCCGUUUCCAUUCAUCGGUUUCACUCCGCCUUCGCAGCUAAAGCACAUUUGCACUGCUCAUCAUCAUCCUCUUCAUCAUCAUCAUCGUCGCCCUUUUCAUCCUCUUCCCACUCACGGUAUCCAUGGCGACGCCCGUCACGAGAACGUGACAAAACGGUUUUAAACGAGUAUUUCAAAGGUUUCAUUAUCUUUUCUUUUGUCUUUUCUUCCAAGUCAUCUGUCAGCUUGAAAAAAUGUUGAUCAGGUUUAAUAAAAAUAAAAAAGAAAAAAAAUGUGUAAACGUUGUUUUUUGUUGUUACUUGAUUAAAAAGAAAUAUCCCA
Phycodurus eques (leafy seadragon) is the source of this 6298-nucleotide messenger RNA. RefSeq names its product sodium- and chloride-dependent taurine transporter-like. Gene Ontology annotation, biological process: taurine transmembrane transport; neurotransmitter transport; sodium ion transmembrane transport. Gene Ontology annotation, cellular component: plasma membrane. NCBI's taxonomy places the organism in Eukaryota, Metazoa, Chordata, Actinopteri, Syngnathiformes, Syngnathidae. The transcript is spliced from 15 exons. Gene Ontology annotation, molecular function: taurine:sodium symporter activity. The record is from RefSeq and is a predicted model, not a curated record. Bases 212 to 2092 code for a protein of 626 amino acids.